CCGCCCCUUUCUUUCUGUCUUCCUUCCUUUCUUCCUUUUUCUUUCUUUCUUCUUUCCUCCGAAGGCAGCUUCUCCUCGAGUCCGGGAGCGGAGGGAAGGAAGACUUCCAGAAAAGAAACUUUUCCCGGUCCUGGUGAGGAACCAUUUUCUUUGGAGUCGUGAAUCUACUUUUGGAUAUUAAAUGCACCAGAAGGUCAAGACUCCGAAAACCCCACAAAAGAGCCCAGGAUGUACUGGUGCGUGGGAACGGAGGACUCCGGCACUGAUGGCGAGAGCAACAUGGCAACUCCAGAAGAGACCGCAGGCAUGGGCGGCAGGCAAUCCUCAGCCGGCGAUCUCUCCGCGGAUCAGUGUCCCAUAACAGACGCCAUUCAGAAUGCCUACAGAGGUGGAGAAUUUGGGAAGGCCCAAGAGUUGGUUAAAACAGCCUGCCAAGAAAACAUCUCACACAUCGAAAAGGGCCACCUCCUAAGCCUUUCGUCCGCCUUUGGGGACCUGGAGAUGGUGAAGUAUUUGCUGAAAGAGGGACAUGUCGUGGUGCCCCUUGAACCCAACGAUGACCACCCUGCAGUGAUGGCAGCCUAUUUUGGCCACAAGGAUGUUGCCCAAGAGCUUCUUGAUUCUCUCCUUGGUUCUUCCAACAUCUUGCAGCUUCUGAACUGGAUGCUCGCCAUUGCCUGCCAGCGGGGCCACCUGGAGAUAGUCAAGCUGCUGGUCCUGACGUACAAAGCAGACCCUGACAGCUGUGCCGUGCGGAAGAAUGAAUUCCCUGCUCUUAUCCGAUUGCCUUUGUAUGCAGCCAUAAAAGCAGGAUAUGAGGACGUUGCUGCCUUCUUGCUUGAGAACGGGUCCUUCUUUUGCUCCUACAUCCUGAUGGACUGCCCUGCUGCAAGCAAACGCCUCCUUCGGCAAUAUUUUGUUGAAACGACAGCCUCAUCCAGGAGUGCUCCUGCAAAAACAGCUCUCCUUGUGAACUGGUCGCGCCUGAGGCUCCCUUGGGUGGACCUCAACUGGCUGAUGGACGUCUCCCAGCAGGUGACCGAGCUGCACCUCUCCGCCAACCGCCUGGCCUCGCUGCCCUCCGCUCUCCCUUGGGGGCUGGUCAACCUCCAGAAACUGAGCCUCAAUGAGAACCGGUUGUGUGAGCUGCCUGGCGUACACUCUUCGGAUGAAAUCAUGUGCACAAAAUUACUUGAGGUCGACAUAUCCAACAACAGGUUCCUCAGCCUCCCUUCGGGCUUCUUGCACCUCUGCAGACUCCAAAGGCUUCUGGCUGCCAAGAAUUAUUUGGAGACGUUAUUUGAUGAAGAGUAUGGCAUCAACUGGAUUGGGUUGAGGAAGCUGCAGGAGCUGGAUGUCUCAGACAACAGGUUGUCGGAGUUACCGGAUCCAUUUCUUCACUGCCUGAAAUCGCUGAACGUCCUUAAUGUCUCUAGGAAUAAACUGAAGGUGUUUCCUCAGCCAUGGGCCUGUCCCUUAAAAUGUUGCAAGGCAGCUCAAAACGCAUUGGAAUCCCUCCCUGACACACUGGCCGUGUUUUGGAAAAAUCACCUGAAGGAAGUCGAUUUUUCCGACAAUGCUCUGAAGGACGUCCCUCAGUGCCUUUUCCAGCUGGAGGCUUUGGCCUUCUUGAAGCUCUCAGGAAACCAGAUCCUCACAUUGCCUUCCCAAGAGAAGUGGACUUGCCGGCGACUGAAGUCCUUGGACCUCUCCAAGAACCAGCUUGGAAAAAUGGACGAUGGAGUCAAAAUGAAGCGGAUUUCUUUCUUCAGUACAAGGAACCGAGGGCGUUCUGGCACCGAAACCGGUUCCGCCUUGGAGUUUCCCGAAUUCUUGGCUGAGACUCUCGAAGUUCUCUAUCUGAACGACAACCAGCUGGACUCCGUCCCACAGUCGGUCUGCUUUCUCAAAGGGUUGACGGAGCUUUAUUUGGGAAACAAUGCAGGCAUUCACGAGCUUCCUCCCGAACUUGGGCAACUGGCUAAUCUCUGGCAGCUGGAUCUGGAGGAGCUGAAUAUUGGCAACCUUCCCGCUGAAAUCAGGAAAGAGAGUCCCAAAGCCAUCUUAGCCUACCUUCGAGCGCAGCUGCGCAAAGCGGAGAAAUGCAACCUGAUGAAGGUGAUCGUCGUGGGGCCCCCGCGGCAAGGGAAAUCCACCCUGAUAGAGGUACUGCAGACAGGGAAGGCUUCCCCGGCCAUGCCCAAUGAUGCCACCAUCCGGACCUCCAAGUGGGAGCUGCAGAAACCCUCUGGGUUCAAGGCAAAGAUGGAUUCGGUCGUGUUUAACGCCUGGGAUAUUGGGGGUCCCGCCAGCAUGUCGACAGUCAAUCAGUGUUUCUUCACAGAUAAAGCAUUAUACGUUGUCGUCUGGAACUUGGCAUUGGGGGAGGAAGCAGUGGCAAAUCUUCAGUUCUGGUUACUGAAUAUUGAGGCCAAAGCACCAAAUUCGGUUGUGUUGGUGGUGGGAACUCACCUUGACUUGAUUGAAACCAAAUUCCGCGUUGAAAGGAUCGCCACCCUGAGAGCCUAUGUCCUGGCUGUUUGCCGAUCCCCAUCCGGCUCGAGAGCAACCGGCUUCCCAGAUAUCACAAUGAAACACUUACACGAAAUCUCAUGUAAGACGCUCGAAGGCCUGGAAGGUCUGCGGCAUCUGAUCUAUCACAUCACCAUCAACAUGAAGGACAUUGGGAGUUCGAUUGGCUCACAAAAGCUUGUUGGGAGAUUGAUACCAAGGAGUUACUUGAGUUUCCAAGCGGCCGUCAUAGCUGAACAACAGAGUAGAAGCCAAAGUGACGAUGUACAAUACCUAACAGACAAGGAAAUAGAGCAAAUCAUAGAGAAAAACCCUGGCAAUGACAUCAAGGACUAUGAGGAUUUGCAAUCUGCCAUCAAUUUCCUGAUUGAAACGGGCACGCUGCUGCACUUCCCAGACACCAGCCACGGGCUCCGGAACCUCUAUUUCCUCGACCCGGUUUGGUUGUCGGAAUGCCUGCAGCGCAUCUUCAACAUCAAGAGCUCCAAGUCGGUUGCGAAGAACGGGGUGAUCAGAGCCGAGGACCUGCGGAUGCUCCUGGUGGGGACAGGGUUCACCCAACAGAGCGAAGAGCAGUACUUCCAGUUCCUGGCCAAGUUUGAAAUUGCGCUGCCGGUAGCCAACAACAGUUACCUUCUGCCCCACCUGCUUCCUGCCAAACCGGCCCUUGAUGUCCAUGGCUUGCGUCACCAGACCACAAACACCAUCCAAAGGGUGUUCAAGAUGAGUUUCGUCCCUGUUGGCUUUUGGCAGAGAUUUAUCGCCCGGAUGCUCAUCAGUCUUGCAGAGAUGGACCUGCAGUUCCUUGAAAACAAGAAGAACACCAAGAGUAGGAACAAGAGAGCGGCUAUCUACAGCUUUGCCGGCACUCAGCGAAACAGAUGCAGCACUUUCCGGGUUAAAAGAAAUCACACCAUUUACUGGCAAGAAGGGCUGUUUGUCACUUUCGAUGGAGGUUACUUGAGCGUGGAGUCUUCUGAUGUAAACUGGAAGAAGAAGAAAAGUGGUGGAAUCAAGAUUAUUUGCCAGUCGGAAGCCAGGGAUUUUUCAGCAAUGGCUUUUAUUACCGAUCAUGUCAAUUCCCUCAUAGAUCAGUGGUUUCCUGCCCUGACGGCCACUGAAAGUGACGGGAGUUUGCUGAUGGAGCAGUACGUCCCUUGCCCGGUUUGUUCAACCCCUAAAACCAAAGACGGGAAAGGCAGUCUGGAAAUGGAAGGCGUGCAGUACUUCAACAUGGAGGAUUGCGUUCUGGCCGCCAUCGAAUCGGACACCAUUGUUUGCGAUCGCCACCCAGAUAUACCGGUGCCUUUGCAGGAGUUGGUUCCCGAGCUUUUCAUGACCGAUUUCCCGGCCAGGUUAUUUUUGGAAAACAGCAGACUGGAAUACACUGAAAAUGAAAGCAAUGUUCUCGGCCAGGGAGGAAGCGGAACCGUUAUAUACCAGGCACAGUACCAAGGCAAACUGGUGGCGGUGAAGCGGUUUCAGAUUAAAAAAUGCCAGAGUUCUGCCUGCUCCGCUACAGACACGAUGCUGAGGCACCUGCGAGCCAUGGAUGCCAUGAAGACCUUCUCCGAGUUCCGCCAGGAAGCCUGCAUGCUCCACUCCCUUCAGCAUCCGUGCAUCGUCUCCUUGGUCGGGAUCAGCAUCCACCCGCUCUGCUUGGCCUUAGAGCUGGCCCCGUUGGGCAGCCUCACCACGGUGCUUGCCGAAAAUGCCAAAGGAGCAUCUUUUGUGCCGCUAGGGCGCAUGUUGACCCUGAAAGCGGCAUACCAGAUUGCAGCUGGCCUGGCCUACCUCCAUAAGAAGAGCAUCAUUUUCUGUGACUUGAAGUCCGACAACAUCCUGGUGUGGUCUCUGGCGGUGGAGGAGAGCAUCAAUAUCAAACUGUCGGACUAUGGGAUUUCCCGGCAGUCCUUCCACGAAGGGGCGCUCGGCGUGGAGGGGACGCCCGGCUACCAAGCCCCGGAAAUACGGCCCCGGAUUGUCUAUGAUGAAAAGGUUGACAUGUUUUCCUAUGGCAUGGUGCUCUAUGAGCUGUUGUCUGGGCAGCGACCUGUCCUUGGGCAGCAUCAGCUCCAGAUCGCAAAGAAGCUCUCCAAGGGGAUCCGGCCUGUCCUGGGCCGUUCGGAAGAGGUCCAGUUCCACCGAAUGCAGGCCUUGAUGGUGGAGUGCUGGGACACCAAGCCCGAAAAGCGCCCACUGGCCACUGCUGUGGUAGGAAGGAUGAAAGACCCUGCCUUUGCGACCUUCCUGUACCUGCUGCCAUGUGGGGAACAGUCGUCCUUCUUCUCUUCCCAAGGAGAAGAGAACACCGUUGUGUUCUGGGAUGGGAAGGAAGACACCAGAAACUAUACUGUUGUGAAUACAGAGAAAGGACUGAUAGAAGUUGCAAAGAUGAGCUGCCCGGGAAUGAAGCUGUGCUGCCAGCUGAAAGUCCAGAGCUCCCUAUGGACAGCCACAGAGGAUCAGAAGAUUUACGUGUUUGGUUUACACGGCAUGUGUCCUCUGAAGGAUCCUCAAAAAGGUGUCGACACUCCAGCAGUUGUCACCUGUUUCCUUGCAGUACCCAUUGCAAAAAAGAACUCUUAUCUGGUGUUGGCUGGCUUGUCAGAUGGUCUCAUAGCUAUUUUCCACGAGUCGCAAGGCGUCCCGGAGGAGAGCUGUCGCUACCUGUGCUCCCACACGGCUAACCGCUCCAGGUUCCGGAUCAGUGAUGAUGACCCCCGCCAGAAUCCCUACCCUGUGAGGGUGAUGGAGACAGCGAACAACGGGACAGAAGUCUGGUACAGCAAUGGGCCCGGCCUGCUGGUCAUUGACUGUGCGGCCAUGGAGAUCACCAGGCGGCUGGAGCCCUACUGCCCUCCCUCCGUGGUUGUUUCCAUAGCGUGCAGCUCGGAGUGCAGUGGGGAGGAGGUGGCCUGGUGCCUGGACGAGGCAACCAAUUUCCUGGUGAUGUACCACACUGCCAGCUACCAGCUCUGUGCCCGCUAUUUCUGUGGGGACCAAAGCCCUUUGCGAGACAUGUUCACCCUUCAGCCGCUGCCUGACUCUAUUCCCUCCGCGUUGGCUCCGGAGAGCAGCUCUCUAGCAGGCAUGGACAUUCUGCAAAGCCAAGAGCUGGGGAUCCAAAUACUCAACCAUCAGGACUCCCUGACGGACUACUGCUCAGUGUCCUCUCACUCGUCCUUGCCGUCACCCGCCAACCAGACGGCGAGAUCCUUCUCAAGCCUGCCAAGCUCCCCCACAAGCUCUUCCGGUGUGCCUUUCUCAACAGAUGGUGAGGAACCGGACAAGACCCAGGAGCAAAAUCUUCUUCCCCUGGGGAGGCCUGGAGAGGAUUUGGCACCGACCGGUGAUGGCAUUAGUUCCCUGCAAGCCGUGAGAAUCCUCCCUGUGAAAGACCUCAUAUGGAUCCCCAGGCGAGGAGGAGAUAUCAUUGUGAUUGGCCUGGAGAAAGAAGCCACUUCUCAGCGGGGCAGAGUCAUUGCUGUGUUGAAGGCUGCGGAGCUGGCUGCCUAUGGGUCACUGGUGGACGCCGCUGUCCUGGCUAAGGAGCGUGUUGUGUGCUGCUUUCAGAACGAGGCCAAGGAGUGUUGCCUGGCUGCCUGGAGCGGCUGGGGCGCCCAAGACUUUGAUACUUUCUACCAUUCAUAUGAAGAGCUGGGGAGGCUCGAGGCCUGCAUGCGGAAGAGGAGGUAGUGCCCGGCGGAUGGGUACUUCGUAGUCACCAAAAUGGACGGAAGGCAUGCAAUAGCCACGCUGGGAUCUUGCCUGGGUGGCUCUUCUUCUGAUUUUGCUGCUAAAAGACAUUCUUCCAUUGCAUCCAUUCCUCGAACCAUGUUGUCAUCUGACUUGUGUCCUUAUUUUGGCCAAGUGCACCUGUGAAUCUGACCACCAACAUCUCUGCAAGGUCAAAGUGCCCUGUAUUGUUACACAAUGCAUGGCUUGCAUUUUCAAAAAGAAAGUCGUAACUCUGUGUUUAUGUUAGUGGUGGAUUCUACAGCAAUACGACACCGUUCUGAGCCAGGAGGUGGAAAUAGCACCUGUUCAAAGUGGUGCCGUGGUGCGGAAAGGAGAAUACAUUGCACUCCACAGUUCUGUUUGCAUCUUGGUUCUUACAACUGGGUGCAGCAAUGGAAGUAAGUACAGUAGAGUCUCACUUAUCCAAGCUAAACGGGCCGGCAGAAUCUUGGAUAAGCGAAUAUCUUGGAUAUUAUUAUUAUCAAAUCCCGGGAGCGGAAUGAGCGCCUGCUGUUAGCCCUAGCUCCUGCCAACCUAGCAGUUCAAAAACAUGCAAAUGUGAGUAGAUCAAUAGGUACCGCUCCGGCGGGAAGGUAAUGGCGUUCCAUGCAGUCAUGCCGGUCACAUGACCUUGAAGAUGUCUAUGGACAACGCUGGCUCUUCAGCUUAGAAAUGGAGAUGAGAACCAACCCCCAGAGUCGGUCACGACUGGACUUAAUGUCAGGGGAAAACCUUUACCUUUACCUAUAUUUGCAUAUACAGUAGAGUCUCACUUAUCCAACAUAAACGGGCCGGCAGAAUGUUGGAUAAGCGAAUAUCUUGGAUAAUAAGGAGGGAUUAAGGAAAAGCCUAUUAAACAUCAAAUUAGGUUAUGAUUUUACAAAUUAAGCACCAAAACAUCAUGUUAUACAACAAAUUUGACAGAAAAAGUAGUUCAAUACGCAGUAAUGUUAUGUUGUAAUUACUGUAUUUACGAAUUUAGCACCAAAAUAUCAUGAUAUAUUGAAAACAUUGACUACAAAAAUGGCUUGGAUUAUCCAGAAGCUUGGAUAAGUGAGACUCUACUGUAAGUAACUUUAUUUUUCUACCCCACCACUAUCUCCCCGCAGGGACUCAGGGCAGCUAACACGGGUCAACGGCCCAAAAACAGUAAACAAGUGCAACAGUUAAAACAUAUUAUAAUGAAUAAAACACAGUAAAAACACA
Anolis carolinensis (green anole) is the source of this 7479-nucleotide messenger RNA. It is a transcript of the gene lrrk1, whose product is annotated as leucine rich repeat kinase 1. The record is from RefSeq and is a predicted model, not a curated record. Lineage: Eukaryota; Metazoa; Chordata; Lepidosauria; Squamata; Anolidae. The transcript is spliced from 34 exons. Bases 229 to 6231 code for a protein of 2000 amino acids. Gene Ontology annotation, biological process: protein phosphorylation. Gene Ontology annotation, molecular function: protein binding; protein kinase activity; ATP binding.